GGCUUUUCCCUGAGGAUGUUUCUCCUUGCAGGCAGUUCCAAGGCUGCAUCUUUGCACUGGACAGGGGAGCGAGCAGUCAGUGUGAUGCUGCUGGGGCUGCUCCCUGCAGCCUACCUGUACCCCGGACCGGCCGUGGACUAUUCCCUGGCUGCAGCCCUCACCCUGCACGGCCACUGGGGUCUGGGCCAGGUAAUUACUGAUUAUGUGCAUGGAGACGUCCCCAUUAAAGUGGCCAACACGGGGCUGUACGUCCUGUCUGCCCUGACCUUUGCUGGCCUCUGCUACUUCAACUACCAGGACGUGGGCAUCUGCAAGGCCGUGGCCAUGCUCUGGAGCCUGUGAGGAGCCCCAGCCCCGACACACACGAUUGUCCUCUGCUGCCUCUGCUUCAUCAGCUUGUGAGCAACGUCCUGCACAGCCAAGGAGCAGCCAAGGGUCCCCAGUGAGCCUGCAGGGGGCUCACAGCUAGGUUAGAACAUAUAGAGAAAAACCAGAUUUAAAAGCAGAUUUCACUGGAAAACGUCCAGUGAGAGUGGAUUUGAUCUGUGCUGUAAAUUGGGCUGAAUUAAUUACAUCAGUGGCAGACUUGUGUAGUUAAAGGGAACCCUCCUUGUAAAACCAGCUUUAAUGAGUGUUUUUCUGACUGUUGGUUGGUUUGCUAUUCUGUAAAACAAGCUUGGCUUGUGGAAAACUGAACUGCUUCUGACAUCAGUGUGUAAGGCAGACCCUGUAACUCUUUGGACCUGGGGAGUUGAUGUAGAGAAGGGAAUACUUUUUUUCUUAAUCCAUGCAAUAAAGAAUUUACAGAAAUUC
This is a messenger RNA of Cyanistes caeruleus (blue tit), 813 nucleotides long. Lineage: Eukaryota; Metazoa; Chordata; Aves; Passeriformes; Paridae. The record is from RefSeq and is a predicted model, not a curated record.